This is a messenger RNA of Leptopilina heterotoma, 5455 nucleotides long. Its product is annotated as fibrillin-1-like. The transcript is spliced from 18 exons. NCBI's taxonomy places the organism in Eukaryota, Metazoa, Arthropoda, Insecta, Hymenoptera, Figitidae. The record is from RefSeq and is a predicted model, not a curated record. Gene Ontology annotation, molecular function: calcium ion binding. The coding region runs from base 563 to 5365 and encodes 1600 amino acids.
CAGAAUAAAGAAACCAUCCCCUUUCUAUGAAAUCUUUCACUUCUUGGUCCAUGACACUCAACAGACUCUCCCCAACUCUCGUUUUUUUUGUGUCAUUCUUUCUCUCUCGUUGCACAUUAUAGAAACGAAGAGGGAGAGAGAAAGUGAACUGCGACAGAUCUUUCAGCGAGCUUUUUAACUUUCUUCAGCUUUGAAUUGCUUUGAGGUUUUAUUCCUCGACGUACUCUCGUACGAAGCGGUUCUGAAUGCAAGUGGUUGUGGACCGUGGAAAAUUUUAGAAACGAUUUUUCUAUUUUUUUUUUCUUUGAGAUUAUCGAAGAAAAUAAAAAAUUAGUUUCGGAAUUUUUUUGGACAAUUUUAUUCUAAAUGGAAGACUACUGGAGAGAAUUUUGAAAAGUGUGAAUGAAAAGAAGAAGGAACUAGUGGAAAAGACGAGGGAAAAGGAGAAAAAUUUGAGAAGAAAAGGAAAUUAGAGAAGAGGAUAAAAAUUUUUGUCGAAGGAAGAGAAGAUUUAUUUUUUGAUGAAACUGAGUCAGGAGGAUUUAUAUUGAAAUUCUAAAGAAUGGAGUUACAGACGAGGAGUGUUGUUCUCUUUGGCCUGAUGCUGAUACUAUUAGAAGAAAUCAAAACACAGCCGGAUAAAUGUUGCGACCUCGGAAAAAAUUGGGGACGAGAGGGUUUGAAGUGUGAGAAAUUUUCUGGUCCCGUUUCUGGAGUUCCCGAAGACGAACAGGAAUUUUGCCUCCAGGGUGUUAAUGUUUGUUGCAUCAGAGAAUAUCGAGAGAAAGGUUGUCAGCAAGGAAAGGACGAUGCACGUGCCGGAAAAGGGUGCAAUUCACCAGGUGAAAAUAAAUCUUCAGCUUUUGUUGAAGACUAUCGAAAAAAUUGUUGCGAUGGAUGCAAACUCGGAAUCCAAAGAGGAUCACGAGGUCAAGGUUGUGCUUUGAAGUACAGUUUGGGUAACCCCUGGGACCCAGCAUUUCUGGAGUGUUGCCAUGAAGCUUCUCCAACAACCAUUAGCACUGAGAGCAAUGAAACCUCUUCCACCUACGAUUCAACGAAAGCAACCGAUACAUCAUCUGUAGCCACAAUUAAUGAGAACGAGAUCACUGGGAGCUUAACCACAAAACCAUCAUCUUCAUCUCCACAAGCAUCACUAGAUGACAUCUGUCAAGUAAUGAGGGGAAUGCUUUGCACCGAGAUUUGUGUACCAACUCCAGGUUCUUUUUAUUGUCUUUGCAAUGAAGGAUCGACACUCUUAGAAGAUGGAAGAACUUGCAAACAAAAUUCCACCGUCGACAGAUGCAACACCGAAAGCAAUCCAUGCGAACAAAAUUGUACAGACACGGGACUUGCAGUGCUUUGCAGUUGCGAUGAGGGCUAUCAACUUGCAAAUGAUAAUCAUUCUUGUACUCCAAUAACAACUGAAAUGGGUAAUUCGACAACGCGUUAUGAAGAAAAUGAAACAACACCAAGAUGUCCUGCUGGAUAUCGCUACAAUUCAAAAAAUCAAGCCUGUGAUGACAUGGACGAAUGUGAGGAAAAUCCUUGUUCAGGAGAAUGUCAAAAUACAAUAGGAUCUUACUUGUGUGUCUUUGAGAAACAGGAAAAACCUAAUAUCGAUUCCACAGCUCAAGACAAGGGACAGAGUUGUCAACCUGGCUUUUAUUGGGACAAGGGGACAGAAAAUUGCGUUGAUAUUGACGAGUGUGAGGAAAUUUCGGGCGUUUGUUCCGAAGAUGGACAUAUUUGCGUUAAUAUGCAAGGAAGUUUUAUUUGUCACAAGUCCCAGAAUGCUACAGAUUGUCCUUCGGGAUUUAAAUUUCAUUUGGAAAACAAUAAAUGCCUUGAUAUUGACGAAUGUGCAGAGGGACUUUCAAAUUGCAUGCCAGAAGUGGAAAUAUGUAAAAAUAACGAGGGCAGUUACGACUGUGAAAUUAUUUGCCAAAAAGGUUACGCAUUCAAUGCCAAUUUAAGUUCCUGCGUUGAUAUUGACGAAUGUUUGGAAAUGAAAAAUUCCUGUCCAAAUACCGAAUCACUUUGUCUAAACACAAUCGGUAGCUUCGAGUGUAUAAAUGCAAAUGAAAAUCAAGGAUUUGUAAUAACUAAAAAUCAGGAUAUAAAUUCUCAAAAUGAAAUUAUUUGCACACUUGGUUACAAGCCAUCGGCAAUUGGCGAUUCAUGUCUAGAUAUUGACGAAUGUGGGGAGAAUAUUCAUUCCUGUGAAGCGAAUGAAAAAUGCGUGAAUGAUCCCGGAAGUUACAGAUGCGAGAGUUCUUUGGAAGCACCAAAAGAAAAAAUUAAUUUUCAAGAAGCUGAAGUUAAGCAAAAUGAAAUCAAUAAAAACGACACUGAUUUAAAAUCAAAAGACGAAGAUCUUUGUCCUCCGGGAUUUUCUUUUAGUAACGAAACCAUGAAUUGCAAAGAUAUCGAUGAAUGCAUCAGUGGAUGGACAGCUUGUGGAAUUGGCGAGAGAUGUAGAAAUUUGAUCGGUGGCUACGAUUGUAUUCCAACUUGUAAUCGGGGUUUUGUUUUUGAAAAUGAAACCUGUCAGGAUAUAAAUGAAUGCACAUUGAAUUUGCAUUCGUGUUUCGAUCGAACUCAUCGUUGUGUCAAUACAAAUGGUUCUUAUGCCUGUGAACCAAAAGAAAAGGCAAUUGGCCAAAAAUUUCGACCAAGAAAUUGCGAAAGAGGUUUUAAGCAAAAUACAGAGACGGGAAAAUGCGUCGAUAUUGAUGAAUGUCUCGAGGGACCUGGUUGCCGUGAUCACGAACGAUGUUUCAAUACUUUUGGCAGUUUCGAUUGUUCUCCACUGUGCACCACUGGAUGGUAUUUUGAUCCAUCGAUUAAGGGAUGCAGGGACGUUGACGAGUGUCUCCUCGGUCGUCACUACUGCAAACAAGGAACGGAAAUAUGUGAGAACACAAAUGGCUCCUAUGUCUGUAAUCCUGCGCCUCAUUGUGGACGAGGUUUUCGACGUAUUUUCAAUGGAAGUUGUUUGGAUGUUGACGAGUGCGCUGAAAAUCUUCACUCGUGCUCCUUGGAAUUGCAUCGUUAUUGCGUUAAUCGUGAGGGUUCCUACGAGUGCGUCACACGUUUACCUUCUUGUUCUCCAGGUUACGAGUAUUCACUUUACACUCGACAUUGUGAGGAUAUUGACGAAUGUCUAAUUGGAAAAUACAAUUGUGACACUCGCUUGUCUGAGAGAUGUGUCAAUCUACCCGGAAGUUAUAGAUGUGAGAGACCUCCGCCUUCAAUUAAAUCGUUACAAAGAAGACCAGCCUGUCCUCAAGGUUAUCGAUAUCAUCCAAUUUGGCGGAGAUGCUCCGACGUGGACGAAUGUGUGGAAGGAAGUCACUCCUGCGGACGAGAAGUUUGCUACAAUCAACCUGGAGGUUAUAGUUGUGCGAAACAUCCCACACCGAUUACAAGAAGAACAGCUCCUCCAUUUACUUCAUCAGUUUCUGCGGCUUUCACCAAAGCCUGUGCCGAUGGCAUGAAAUAUGAAAAAAAUCAAGGAUGCGUGGACAUAAACGAGUGCAAGGAAAUAGAGGACGCAUGCAGUAGCAAUGAGAAUUGUGUGAAUAGCAUUGGAAGUUUUGAUUGUAAAUGUAGAACUGGAUAUCGUAGGGAUAAUUUAACACAGGCUUGUGUUGAUAUCAAUGAAUGUCAAUUGAAAUUAGACAAUUGUUUACCAACGCAAAGAUGUGAUAAUACACUCGGUAGUUUUGCUUGUGUGAGAUUUUUAUCAUGUGGCACUGGUUAUACAUUAAAUGCAGCGACGGAGAUUUGCGAGGAUGACGAUGAAUGCGCACUUGGAUCGCAUAAUUGCGUCGAUGGUUAUUUUUGUCGAAACACAUUGGGUUCAUUUCGAUGCUAUAAAGUUAGAGGAAACGUGACAACAACUCAAAGACCAACGACUAUAAGACGAUUGCCAAGUCGAUAUCCUGUAAGGACGACGACACCAAGAAUAACUUCUAAAACAACGCCAAUGAUAACGAAACCAAUCACUGUUGUAACUACUCAAGCAAUGAAAUCGACAACCACUGAGAGGAUUAUUUCAAAAAGUACAUCUCCUUUGCAGACAAAUAAAAAUCCUGAAACAAGGCCUAAAAUACAAUGUCCAAAGGGGUAUGAGAAUGGGAAAAGUGGACAGUGCAUUGAUGUGGAUGAAUGUAAAUUAAUUCCGAAUCCUUGUAGCAAAAGGAGUAUGCAAAUGUGUAUUAACACUAUGGGAUCGUAUCGAUGUGAGCCGAGAAUAAUGUGCGGACCUGGAUAUCAACCAGAUCCGAAAACCGGAAGAUAUUGUGUCGAUGUCGACGAAUGUGCUGAAAAUAUUCACGAAUGCAGCAAGGGUCAGACUUGCGAAAAUAGACAAGGUGGUUACGCAUGUAUUUGCCCACCAGGACACACAGUGGUAUCAAACAGGGAUUGCGUUGAUGUUGAUGAAUGCAGUAUUUACGGGGAUAAAUUAUGUGGUUCAGGUGGUCGAUGUGAAAAUACAGUGGGCUCAUUUCAUUGUAAAUGCGAAACGGGCUUUGAAAAUUCAGCCCGAGCUGGCGGCUCGUGUCAAGACAUUGAUGAAUGCGCAACAAUUCAAGGAGUUUGUCAACACACGUGCUCAAAUACGUGGGGCAGUUUUAGAUGUGGAUGCAAACCCGGCUACCGAUUGAAUUCAGAUAACAAGACUUGCUCGGACAUUGACGAAUGCAUGGAAUUUAAAGAAAAUAAUCUCUGUAUUGGAAUGUGUGACAAUACACCGGGUAGCUACAAGUGCCAAUGUCCAGAAGGCUACCGACUUGGAGAAGAUGGACGCACAUGCCAAGAUAAUGAUGAAUGUUCAAUGGGACAAGUUUGUGGCAAUUCGAAUGAAAUGUGCCAAAAUACAAGAGGUGGUUAUCGAUGCAAUAAAAUUGAUUGUCCUUCGGGUUAUUAUUUAGAUAACGAAAAAAAGAACCGAUGUGUGAAGGCUUCGCGAUAUUGUCAAAUAACGGAUCAGGCGUGCUUGCGACAACCCUCGCAUUAUUCCUAUAAUUUCAUUACAUUCGUGAGUAAUUUGCCAAUGCCAAGAAGUGGACAGUUGGAACUUUUUACAAUGCGAGGAACACAUUUACCCGGAUCGUCAUUGCAAUUUAGCAUGUCAUUUAUUGAAGCUAGAGCACCACCGGGAGUUAUUCGAGCAACCGAAUCAUGUUUUGCAAUGCGUAGACCAGCACCAUCGCAAGUUGUUCUCGCUCUCGUUAAAUCUAUUCAAGGUCCACAAGAAAUAGAACUUGAUCUUAGCAUGGAAAUUUAUCACGAUGCAAUGUUCGUUGGAAGCGCUGUUGCUAAGAUAUUUAUAUUUGUAUCGCAAUACGAAUUCUAAAAUUUUAUUCUUUUAAUAUCAGUUAUUGCAUUUUUUUUCUAUUAAAAUUUACGUAUUUUAUGACGUAAAUUUUGUAAUUUUUAAAUCAAC